UUCUUCUUCUACAGUGUUCAAAGUUCAAAUCACACUUCCAAAAGUUUCACUUCAAUUCAAGAUCCAAUCUUUCACAUUUCUCACAAAUUGAAGAGUUUUUCUCAAAUUUCUUCAAAAAAAGGUGAGUUUUUCAAUGGCAAAUUCAUGGAGAAGAAACCAACAAAUCAAGAUCUUCACCCCCAAGAAUCUCCUUCUCUUUUUCUUCACUUCUCUUCUCCUCCUUAUCUUCCUCUAUCUCACAUCACAAACCCAACCCCACAAUCCAAAACCCCUUAAAUCCCUUAAAAAUUCAAUCUUUAAUCUUCCAAUAAAGCCUUUUGAUUGUUACAAUUCACCUCAAGCUUACCCUGUUAUAGCUAGUGUAGUUGAAGGUGUGAAAUACCCUUUUCUUUUUUCACUUUCAGAUUUUGGGAAUUUGCCUGAAAAACCUCAUAAGAAUAUUCAGAGGGUACUUAAAGGAAAACCCUUUAGAAAGCCUGAUAUAUCUGUGACUGUGCAAGAAUUGUUGGAAAAGAUGAAGGGUGAAAAUGGGAUUUUUUUGGAUGUUGGAGCUAAUGUAGGAAUGGCUACUUUUGCUGCUGCUGUAAUGGGGUUUAAAGUUUUGGCCUUUGAACCUGUUUUUGAGAAUUUGCAGAAAAUUUGUGAAGGUAUUUACUUUAAUAGAGUUGGAGAGUUAGUUGAGGUUUAUGAAGCAGCUGCCUCAGAUCAUAAUGGGAACAUUACCUUUCACAAGUUGGUUGGUAGACUCGACAAUAGUGCAGUAUCUGCCACCGGUGCCAAGUUGGCUUUUAAGUCAAAUGAAGAGAUUGAAGUUCAAGUAAAAACUAUUCCUCUUGAUGAGGUUAUCCAAGAAACGGAGCGUGUACUACUGAUAAAGAUAGAUGUUCAAGGUUGGGAGUAUCAUGUACUUAAGGGAGCAUCAAAGUUAUUGUCAAGGAAGAAAGGUGAAGCACCUUACCUAAUCUACGAGGAAGAUGAGCGAUUGUUGCAAGCCAGCAAUAGCAGCGCCAAGGAAAUCCGGGAGUUUCUACACAGUGUGGGCUACAACCAUUGCACUCAACAUGGUACAGAUGCACACUGCACAAAAACAGAUUGACAAGGUUAUCAUCUACAAAUAAUCUUCUGUUACAACUCUGGAAGGAGCAUCAAUACUUAAAAUUCUUAAAAUUUCUGCUAUACACCGAUUUAAACAAUCAACUAUCAUGUUUUUUUCGGUGUGAUAAGCUUAGAAUGAUUGGUAAUCGAACAAAAUCUGAUGCGCCAGUUGUUCAAAGUCGAGCUCUACUUUUUUCAGUUCGUGUGAAUUGGAAGGCUGACUGAUACCAUGUUGAGGGGUUUAUGACAAUGCUAACUUUGCUGAUAGGUUUGUGGUUGGGUAAAUCAGAGAGGAGAAGAGAAGGUAGGAAAAUUGAUUUGUCUGUUUGAUGACUUUUAGACAGUGGCAGGAUGUUUUCUCCCACUUCUUGCUUUCUGGUUACCCUAUAUGUAAUGUGUGCACAGGCUAUUUAUAAUACUUUUUUUGUAGAGGUUGUUGCUUUGAUCUGUGUUGUUCUCUUUGUUUCCAUUGGUGAACUUGUUGAUCAUUAAGUACAUCUAAUAUACUCCCUCCAUUUCAUUUUACUUGUCCA
Molecule: messenger RNA, 1628 nt
Organism: Solanum tuberosum (potato)
Lineage: Eukaryota; Viridiplantae; Streptophyta; Magnoliopsida; Solanales; Solanaceae
Exons: 2
Coding region: 134-1096 (320 amino acids)
Source: RefSeq, a predicted model, not a curated record